GAAAAGACCGAUAUACCCCUGCAUUUUCGUUGAAUGACAUAGCAUAAACCGAUUGGCAUAUUCCAUUCUGGUCCCCUUGCCUUACCCUGGACCUGCAGCUUCUCCUUUUCUGCUUCUCGCGCUACACCUAUUUCCGAUCCGAAUCUCAUCAAUCGACCAAUCAAUCACCCAAUCAUGGCGACUCCUGAGGUUGUUCUGCACAGCGAAGAAGGCCUUCUUCUAUCGUCUCCUCUCCUUGAUUCCCGAAAGGGAGAGAGUGCCAAAUCCCGUCGGCAAUCGAUUGAGACAAAGAUCGAGUUUAUUGAGAGCUUAACCGGAACAGUCAGCAAUCGACGAUCUCGAAGAUGGCUAAAUGAUCGUUUAUUAAUGGAACUUGUUCCUCGCCUAGAUGCGGAAGAAAUUAGAGGCUUGUUCGCACCACCACCCUGGGGUGAUGACGUACCACUCUCACCAUUUUGCAGGACUAAUGGGGGAGAAUGGGACAAGUUUAGGAAUAUAGACAUGGAUAAAGAGGCUAAUUUGAUUGAUGCCUUAAACUGCUCAUCUACAAAAAGGAAAGCCCAUGUUGAUCCUGAUAAGAUGGCUGUCUUAAAUGCAUGGCGUAGAGUCAACUGUCAAACUAGGGAGGCGCUUCGACGUAGUUUCCUAUCAGAACUUAUAAUGGGCUAUGAGGAAUCUGUGAGAUCUUUCAUUCAGGAGAGUGGAGAUGGAGACAUCCUUGUGUUGCGAGUUCAAGACCCGUUCCACAGAUUGUUGCUGCAUGGUGUCUGUGAGGUGGACGCGUUCACUGACUCGCCCUUCAAGGGAAACCCGGCAGCCGUCUGUUUAUUGGAGGACAAGAGAGAUGACAAGUGGCUGCAAGCCGUGGCAACCGAAUUCAAUUUCUCCGAGACCUGUUACCUGACUCGAAUCGCUGAGUCCGAUGAUACAACCUCAAGCCCCAAGUUCAGUCUCAGAUGGUUCACUCCUGCCACAGAGGUAAACCUUUGUGGUCAUGCAACACUAGCAGCUGCGCACACUCUCUUUACAAGUGGUUUGGUGAAUUCUAGCAUAAUUGAGUUUGAAACACUCUCGGGAAUAUUGACAGCCAGAAGGGUUCAAGAAAUCAAGAAGUCGGAUGUCUUGAUGCAGCAAGGGGAAGCACAAGAGGGGUUUCUUAUUGAACUGGAUUUUCCUGUUGUCCCAGAUGCGGAAUUCAACUAUGCUGAAGUUGCAUCAGUUUCUGAAGCCUUGAAUGGUGUCUCCAUAAUUGAUAUAAGGACGACUACUACAUCAAAUGACCUACUUGUAGUGUUUGCAUCAGGUGAUUCUGUUAUUGAAUUCAAGCCACAGUUUGACAAGAUAGAGAAUUGUCCUUGGGGGGGAAUUAUGGUUACUGGGCUUGCUCCCCCAGACUCUGAAUUUGAUUUUAUCAGUCGAUACUUCUGUCCAAAAUAUGGAAUGAAUGAGGACCCUGUUACUGGUGGUGCACACUGUAUCUUGGCACCCUAUUGGAGCAAAAAGCUUGGGAAGAAUGAUCUUACUGCAUAUCAGGCAUCACCUAGAGGCGGAAUACUAAACAUUCAUGUGAAUGAGCAAAACCACCGAGUGCUGCUACUCGGGAAAGCUGUUACUGUGAUGGAAGGCUCUCUUUUGGUUUAGGUUUGUAGUUGGCCUCAUGCUUGUAUGAUCAAAUUGAAGCUGUUGUUCCUGGAUCUUUAUCUGUAUUGUAUUAGAAUUCUAGUUUGAUGCACUGCACUCAUUACCACAAAGUCGUGUAAAAGCGAGUAUAAGAAUAAAGAAUCGAGUCACUAGUGUGUUGUAUCCCUUGACAUUUGCAUUUCAAUUUACUGUGUGAAUUGUUCAAAUUGAUACCAAAUGGAUCAUGUUGAGACUAGUCAUCA
Messenger RNA from Tripterygium wilfordii, 1883 nucleotides. RefSeq lists its product as uncharacterized. Gene Ontology annotation, biological process: biosynthetic process. Gene Ontology annotation, cellular component: cytoplasm. The transcript has 11 exons. Gene Ontology annotation, molecular function: nucleic acid binding; isomerase activity. Bases 175 to 1641 code for a protein of 488 amino acids. The record is from RefSeq and is a predicted model, not a curated record. Lineage: Eukaryota; Viridiplantae; Streptophyta; Magnoliopsida; Celastrales; Celastraceae.